GGUGGCCUUGUGCGGGUUCACACGAGUAAGGCCCUGGACUGACUGCGGCACUGAGCGGCAGCGAUAAACCCCGGACACCGCGGGGCACAGAGACGUAUCCGGCCAGCAGGUUACGUUCUGCUGAUGUGUUUUGAUUGGUCAGGAGUGGGCAAUUAAGCAAACGGCUCCUUGAGAUGAUCAAAUAAGAAAAGCGAAUCAUGGGGCAGAAGAAGAAGCCGUGUCCCCGUUUGCUGGAUUACCUUGUGAUCGUCGGUGCCAGGCAACCAAGCAGUGACAGUGUUGCUCAAACACCGGAGCUCUUGAGACGUUACCCUCUUGAGGAUCACCCCGAGUUUCCCUUGCCCCCGGAUGUUGUGUUUUUCUGCCAGCCGGAAGGAUGCCUGAGCGUUCGGCAGAAACGGAUGAGCCUCCGGGAUGACACUUCGUUUGUCUUCACGCUCACAGAUAAGGACAGCGGAGUUGUCCGCUAUGGAAUCUGCGUCAACUUCUACCGCUCCUUCCAGAAACGCGCCCCGAAGGACAAGAGCCGCAAGCUUCCCAAACCGGCACCAGAAAACGGGUCUGAAGGCUCUGACGGAGGACACUCGCUGCAGGCCCCGAGUGCCGAGUCUACUCCCGAUGUCAAUCAUUCCCCCCGCGGGAAACGUCUUUCCAAAGGGGUCCAGCGAUCCCGGAACAGCACACUUACCUCACUGUGUAUAAUCAGCAACUAUCCCUUCUUCUCCACGUUCCGCGAGUGCUUGUACACCCUGAAACGGCUGGUUGACUGCUGCAGCGAGAGGAUGAUUAGUAAGAAAGCUGGGAUGACCAAAGGCGUCCAAAGGGAUACCAUGUGGAGGAUUUUCACCGGAUCUCUGCAGCUUGAAGAGAAAUCCGGCGUUGUUCUUCAUGACCUACGGGAAAUCGAAGCCUGGAUCUACCGUCUUCUGCGCUCUCCUAUUCCCGUCCCGGGACAGAAGCGGGUUGAUGUAGAAGUCCUGCCUCUGGAGCUUCAGCCGCCCUUGACAUUUGCCCUUCCUGAUCCAUCACGUUUCUCCCUGGUGGAUUUCCCACUGCACUUACCCCUGGAGCUCCUGGGUGUCGAUGCCUGUCUCCAGGUCCUCUCCUGUAUUCUCCUGGAACAUAAGGUGGUGAUGCAGUCCCGGGAUUACAAUGCUCUCUCCAUGUCUGUCAUGGCAUUUGUAUCCAUGAUUUACCCGUUAGAAUACAUGUUUCCCGUCAUUCCGCUCUUGCCCACGUGCAUGGCUUCUGCUGAACAGCUGCUCUUGGCUCCCACCCCUUACAUCAUCGGAGUUCCCGCUAGCUUCUUCCUCUACAAAUCGGACUUUAAAAUGCCGGAUGAUGUGUGGUUGGUGGACCUGGAUACCAAUAAGGUUGUCGCUCCUACUAACGCAGAUCUGCUACCCUUACUGCCAGAACCCGAGGCGUCAGAACUCAAGAAGCACCUUAAACAGUGUCUGCACAGCAUGUCCGUGAUCACGCAGCAGCGUCUUCUCGCCUCCGAUAACAAGGCCUUGGCCAGCAUGAGUCUGAAUACCCAGCCCAUCCUUAACCUGGACCGAUUCCACGAAGGGACAGAUUCCUCACUCCUCAGAGCUUCAGCCGACGCGCAGGGCACUCCUUCUACAGAAUUCAACCCUCUUAUAUACGGAAACGAUGUGGAUUCUGUGGACGUAGCUACACGGGUGGCCAUGGUACGCUUCUUUAACUCCCCGAACAUGUUGCACGGGUUCCAGCAGCACACCCGAAUUUUGCGCCUCUUCCCGCGCCCUGUGGUGGCUUUCCAGUCCUCUUCCUUCCUUGCGUCCCGUCCCAAGGCUUCGGGCUUUUCCGAGAAACUUUCCAAAACGCAGGCUGUGGAGUUUUUUGGGGAAUGGUCGCUAAACCCCAACAACUUUGCCUUUCAGAGGAUCCACAACAACAUGUUUGACCCGGCGCUGAUUGGUGAUAAACCUAAGUGGUAUGCUCACCAGCUCCAGCCUAUACACUACCGCGUCUACGAUGCUAACUCGCAGCUUGCCGAUGCCCUAAGUGUCCCUGUUGAGCAGGACAGCGACUCUGAACCUACAGAUGACAGUGGUAGCGAUAGUGUGGAAUAUGACGACUCGAGCUCUUCCUACUCUUCGCUUGGAGACUUUGUCAAUGAAAUGAUGAAAUGCGACAUUAAUGGUGACACGCCAAAUGUGGACCCUUUGACACACGCAGCCCUGGGCGAUGCCAGCGAGGUGGAAUUUGAUGACUUCCAAGAGUACUCUAGAGAGUUAGAAGAAAUGACCCAAGACGGUGAAAAUUCUCCUGAUAACAAUCAGCCGCGUUCCGGUUCUAGUACCACGGCCAGCAGCAGCCCCAGCACGGUUAUCCACGGAGCAAACACUGAGUCUGCAGACUCCGCAGAACCAGAUGAGAAGGUUCUGGGUGUAUUGCAGAACCACUUGCCUUCUCUGCCACCCACCUUCAGCCGCUUGGUUAUGGAGCGCCGUGAGAGUGACUCAUCUCCUGGGAGCGGGGAGCUUCGGAGGCGAGAGUACGACAACCCCUACUUCGAGCCACAGUAUGGAUUUCCCACGGAGGAGGAGAGUGAAGAGCGAGAGGAGAGCUACACUCCCAUGUUUAACCAGAGCAUAAAUGGCAGCCGCUCCCAGAAGCCUCUGCUGCGCCCGAGCAGUCUGAAGCUCCCGAGCGACUCUGAUGCCGAGACGGAUUCCCGGGGAAGCUCCCCGACUUCAACCGUGUCCAACAACAGCAGCAACAACGAGGGCUUCGGAGGAAUCAUGUCCUUCGCCAGUAACUUGUACAAAAGUCAUACCAGUAGCUUCAGCCUGUCCAGCCUGACGCUUCCAACCAAGACCGGCCGAGAUAAGGCGACCCCUUUCCCUAGCCUGAAAGUAUUUGGGCUUAAUACUAUAAUGGAGAUAAUUGCAGAUUCCGGGCCUGCCCCUGCAGAAGGCAGCAACCGACGGGCUCUAGUGGAUCAAAAGUCUUCAGUUAUCAAGCACAGCCCCACAGUGAAGAGGGAAUCUCCAUCCCCUCAAGGCAGAGCUAACAAUUCCAGUGAGAACCAGCAGUUCCUAAAAGAAGUGGCAUUGAGUGUCCUUGAGGGACAAGGCGUUGGUUGGCUGAACAUGAAAAAAGUCCGGCGGUUGCUUGAGAGCGAGCAGCUACGCGUCUUUGUCCUGAGCAAAUUAAACCGAUCCAUCCAGACAGAGGAGGACGCGCGGAAUGAUGUCAUCCAGGAAAUGGAGAUAAACAAAAAAAUGUACAAGGGAAUGCUGGAUCUGUUGAAGUGCACCGUGUCCAGCCUGGAGCAGUCGUACGCCAACGCUGGGCUGGGCGGCAUGGCCAGCGUCUUCAGCCUGCUGGAAAUUGCACACACUCACUAUUACAACAAAGAACCCGAAAAAAGGAAAUCCAGUCCUUCUGCGGAUGGAGCUGUUACUCCCGUGUCUAGGGAUCCCGUUUCUGUCCCAAGGGGAGAAUCUCGACCUGCCCCACAGCUGCCUGUCCAGCAGCUCUUACCUCGACCUUCUGGCCCUACAGGCAGAGGGCCACGGGAGUUUGACACCAGGAGUCUUAAAGAAGAGAAUUUUGUGGCUUCCAUUGAGUUGUGGAACAAGCACCGGGAAGUGAAAAAGCAAAAAGCUUUGGAAAAACAGAGCACCGAGCAGGUUAAGCAUUUCUUUGACAGCGAGGAGAAGAAGUCCCAGAUCAGUGCCGACAGCUGCCUGAGUGUUACGUCCGGGUCCCAGAAGAGCGAUGCCGAUGGCAGCGGAGCGGCCCCUUCUAUCCUCAUCCGAAGCAGCAGCCAGGAUUCGGAAAUCAGCACAGUGGUGAGUAACAGCUCGGGGGAGACUUUGGGAGCCGACAGCGAUCUGAGCAGCAAUGCUGGAGACACGCUAGGAGGAGCAGGCGGCGGACGUCUGUCCGGAUCCCGAGGAGCCAUAUCAGACAGUGAAAUCCAGAUGAAUUCUCAUACCGGAGCGAUAUUCGGAAAGCCUCUUUUACUGCGCCCCGGUGAAAAGGAGAAUACAAUUAGUCCUGGACGGCCAGCGCAAGACCUCAGUCAGCGCAUCUACCUUUACGAGGGGCUUCUGGGACGAGAUAAGGGCUCAGUCUGGGAUCAGCUGGAAGAGGCAGCAAUGGAAACGUUCUCUCUGAGCAAAGAGCGUUCCACGCUGUGGGACCAGAUGCAAUUUUGGGAAGAUGCGUUCCUCGAUGCCGUCAUGCUGGAAAGGGAAGGCAUGGGUAUGGAUCAAGGACCUCAGGAGAUGAUAGACCGGUACUUUUCUCUUGGAGAACACGAUAGAAAACGCCUAGAGGAGGAUGAGGAUCGCCUCCUGGCAACUCUUCUACACAACAUGGUUUCUUACAUGGUGAUGAUGAAGGUGAAUAAGACAGAUCUUCGCAGGAAAGUGAGACGUCUCCUCGGGAAGUCUCACAUUGGCUUAGCCCAUAGCCAGCAGAUCAAUGAACUUCUGGACAAAGUGGCUGAUCUGAACGGCCGGGAUCUUAGCAUUCGUCCCAGCGGAAGCCGUCAUAUCAAGAAGCAAACGUUCGUAGUCCACGCGGGGACGGACACUAGUGGAGAUCUCUUCUUCAUGGAGGUCUGUGACGACUGCAUCGUACUGCGCAGUAACAUCGGUGCGGUGUACGAGAGGUGGUGGUACGAGAAGCUCAUUAACAUGACCUAUUGCCCGAAGACAAAAGUCCUCUGCUUGUGGAGGAGGAAUGGGCAGGAGACUCAGCUCAACAAAUUCUUCACGAAGAAGUGCCGGGAGCUGUAUUACUGUGUGAAGGAAAGCAUGGAGCGAGCAGCGGCAAGACAACAGAGCAUCAAACCAGGCCCUGAGCUUGGCGGCGAGUUCCCCGUUCAGGAUAUGAAGACGGGAGAAGGGGGGCUUCUGCAAGUUACCCUGGAAGGAAUUAACCUGAAAUUUAUGCACAGUCAGGUUUUCAUACAGCUGAGUCACAUUAAAAAGUGUAACACUGUACGGGGUGUCUUUGUCCUGGAAGAAUUUGUUCCUGAAACUAAAGAAGUGGUGAGCCAUAAAUACAAGACCCCCAUGGCCCACGAGAUCUGCUACUCCGUCCUUUGUCUCUUCUCCUACGUGGCGGCCGUCAGAGGGAAGGAGGCAGAGAUGAAGACCAGACCACCUCGUCCUGUGUCCAGCUGACCUACCCCCCUUCGAACCCAAUUUUGGGCACCCUUUUCCCUGCUGCCCGCUCCCAUGAGCCAGCUCUCUUACCUGGACCUGCUAUUCCGACAUUCCCUCCUGCAUAAGGAGCUGCACAAAUAUUCCUGUACGAACUCCGUGUGCCGUGAUCCCUUUAAACACGCCACUCUUCUGCUUAUGUGUUGUGUGCUUUGUGUGUUGCUGGCCCACGUGCAAGGACGACUCGGCUCUUCCAGACUCGCGUGUGUUGUGUGUGUGUCCCAUGGUUCCUCCAUCACCCCCUUACCUGCACUCAGGUGUCAUAUUGUGUUUUAGUGUUACUGUCAUUGACCAGAAGGCCAUAGGGCCACGUGAGGCUACUUUUGGCUUUCCAAAUUGGAGAGGAAGAUGCACGCGCCCCCCUCGCCCCGUCUCCGAGAGGAAGCUUCAGGAUGCAGCACCCUCCGCCAGAGACCAACGCGGUGGCGAUCCUGGCGUCGCCGGUGACAAAUGGAUGUGACGCUAGCUCUUGGUUUGGACGGCGAUGGUGACCCACAUAGUACAGAAUGUAAAUAUUCAUAACGUGAUUGCACCAGCUGUCCCUGGCACUGCCCGACGCUGCACGGGAAGCAACAUGUAAAUAUCCAGGUCUUUCUUAUUUAUAGAAAUCUGUACAGUUCCUGAAUGUGCAAUAAACCGGCGUUCCGAUGCUCACCGUGGAUUGCU
This is a messenger RNA of Spea bombifrons (plains spadefoot toad), 5876 nucleotides long. RefSeq names its product MAP kinase activating death domain (gene MADD). The coding region runs from base 198 to 5171 and encodes 1657 amino acids. The record is from RefSeq and is a predicted model, not a curated record. Gene Ontology annotation, biological process: regulation of apoptotic process; regulation of Rab protein signal transduction. The transcript has 37 exons. Gene Ontology annotation, cellular component: cytosol. NCBI's taxonomy places the organism in Eukaryota, Metazoa, Chordata, Amphibia, Anura, Pelobatidae. Gene Ontology annotation, molecular function: guanyl-nucleotide exchange factor activity.